AGAGAGAGAGAGAGAGAGGUGGAGAUGGGGACUGGGUUUGAUUUUUUGACGAGCACAAUGGUGUUCUUAACGACGCCGUGCUCUCUAGCGAAACUUUUGGUCAUCGUUGGAGUGCGCAUCAUGGCGGUGGUGGCGCUCACGUGGUUGCAGCUUCUGGGAUCGGUUAUCAACUUCCAUGUUGAUCUUUGUUGCCGUGUUAUUGCUUUGGGUGUUGCUGUGGUGACGCUUCCUUUCCGGAUCUUGACUACUUUGCAACGUGAGAGGGAAUUGGAGGUGCAAGUGAAUGACAUGAGAGUUCAGUUGGAGUGCCAUGUAUGGGAGAACAGGGGACUUGAAGAGAGAUUAGAGAGGGCUAUCAGAGAAAGAGAGCUUAUUGAGACCUUGUUUGAGGAGAUUGAAGAGGCUUAUGAGAAAGCUAUGGAUAGAAUUGAUGUUCUAGAGAAUCAGUUGCAAAGCUUGAAACAAGAGAACCUUCGUCUUUGUGAACUACAUGGAAAAGUUCUUUCAACUAAAAAAACAGAAGCUGAUAGUGAUGACAGUUUAAAUACAUGGAGCACUGGACUCAAUCAGAAGCAAAUGAUGCCCAAAGUACAUGGUGAUCCAUUGGGGAAUUUAAGUGCCAAAAUCAAACACAAAGAAGAUGACUUAAAUGUAGCUAAUCUAUGCCAAUUUCCUUCCCAACUAGUUUCAAGAAAUACAACCAUUGACCAUGUCCUGGAGCAGAGGAGGGUUGUGGCAAUUCAUCGAAGCCUCUUCAGCUCAUUGUUAUCACUUAUGGUUGGAAUAAUCAUAUGGAAAGCUGAAAAUCCAUGCAUGCCACUAGUGGCAGCACUCUUCACUGUGGUUGCUAUGUCUCUAAAAAGUGUGGUUCAGUUCUUCUCAACCAUAAGGAACAAGCCUGCUUCUGAUGCUGUUGCAUUACUAAGUAUCAACUUGUUCAUACUUGGCAUCCUCACCUCACCAUCACUACCUACUGUUGCUAAAGUUCUGACACCAAAGGCUAUCAAGCUUGUUGAUAUUAUGCUCAUCUGGUUUGGUUUUUCCUCUUAAUCCCUGUCAUCAGUUUAUUAACUGUAUCAUAAUCAAACAUUAGAUCAGCGAGGUUGAUGUCCAAAGUCUAUAUAUGUGUAUGGAUCUAGUUGUGAGUUUGGAUUUUCUAGUUAAUGCAAAAGCUUUACUAUUUACAUCUUUAAAUAUCUUCCCUGUUUAAUUACCCAACUUGCUGAAAACUGAAAAGAAAAAAAGCUCU
Molecule: messenger RNA, 1249 nt
Organism: Dioscorea cayenensis subsp. rotundata (Guinea yam)
Lineage: Eukaryota; Viridiplantae; Streptophyta; Magnoliopsida; Dioscoreales; Dioscoreaceae
Exons: 3
Coding region: 25-1050 (341 amino acids)
Source: RefSeq, a predicted model, not a curated record